CUCUAUUUCACCUGCAACCGCACGAGAAUUAAAAGAGAAGGACGGGGAGUGCUUUCAGUUGUAAACCCAGCGGCCUGCGGGAAACCCUUGUACGAUCUUCUCGAUCCUUCUCUAUCCGUUCCUGUCUUCCAUGGGCGACGGCGUGAAGGGAACGGUCACCCCCCUCGGAUCCCUUUUCUCCCCCGAGGAGGCGCGGAAGGCCGCACAGCGGGUGGAGGGAGCUGUCGUCCAGCGCAGUAGCGAGCUCCGGCGUCUCCAGGGCUUCGUCUCCGAGAAUUCCGCCCUUAUAUCCCUUGUUCGCUCCCUUCCGGAUGAGCUCUCUCACGAAAUCAUGGUUCCUUUUGGAGGUGUGGCUUUCUUCCCUGGCCGCCUUAUCCAUACCAACGAGUUUCUGGUAUUGUUAGGAGAUGGAUAUUAUGCAGAGAGGACUGCGAAGCAGACUAUGGAUAUUUUGCAUAGGAGGGGCAAGGCAAUGGAAGCCCAGGUUGAGGCUUUGAAGGCGACGAUGUUGGAUCUUGAGGCCGAGGUUAAGUUCUUCAAUUCCACAGCGGAAGAGGCUAUUGAGGGGAUUGUGGAAAUAAGGGAGGAAUAUGUUGAAGAACCUGAGAAGAAUUCUUUGAGUUCAGAUACUGUUUCAGAUUCUUUACACUCCUGCAAGACAGAAAAUCUGCAAAAGCUUGAUGAAGAUGAAGAUGAAGAAUAUGCUCGAAUUAUGGCAAGGAUAGAAGAACUAGAAAGGAUGGAGGAGCUUGAAAAUGGAAAUACUUCAGAAGAUAACACUCAGGAGAAUGAGGAUACUGUGGUUCGUGAUGGAGAUGGGGGUAGCAAAGCUGGAGAUGAAGAUGAAGAUGAGGACAUUGAGGCUGGUCAUAGUUUCUCGACAUUAGAUCAUAAAUAUGAAGUUAUUGAGCCAAAGCAAAAACUAAAAGAUCCCUUACAGAAGGCUAGCGACCAAAAAGUUCUGAGUUCAUUUAUUUCUCGUCAGACCGGAAACAUUUCAAAACAACAACUAAAGGAGGAAGCAUUUAGUAACUCGAGGAUGCAAUUUCCAGUUGAAGCUCAUUCUUUUAGUAACAAAGAACUGUCUGUUGGCAAAGAGAAGACUGCAUCAUCUCCAUUUGAUGCCCAGUCAUCUGUUUCAAAGAUUGAGGAUUCUCCGCAUGAGACUACAGGACAAACACUUAAUAUAGUCUCAAGGGGUCACAAAGCAUUUUCAGGCUCUAUUGUUGAGCGUGAUCUUGAUCCUCAACCCGUACAGUCAUCAAAAAAUACCAAUCUGUCACAGGCAUUUACAGGCUCUAUUGUUGAGUGUGAUAUUAAAGGGGAGUCUUGGCGCAACGGUAAAGUUGUUGUCAUGUGACCAAAAGGCCACUGGUUCGAAUUCUGGAAACAACCUCUUGUAAAAAACAGGGUAAGGCUACGUACAAUGAAUCUUUCCCCGGGACCCCACAUGGCGGGAGCUUCGUACACCGGACUGCCCUUUUUAUUGUUGAGCGUGAUAUUGGUCCUCUACCCAUACAGUCAUCAAAAAGUACCAAUCUGUCAGACUGUCACAGUUAUGACACAUGCAACAAUUUCUUAUCCUUAAAUAAGUAGGGAUCUAAAUACAUGAUACCAGUACUCUUUCAUGAAUCAUGAAAGAUAUAUUAUAGUGUGAACAACUAAGAAUAGGCAUAUUAGAUUAGAUAUAAUCAGAUGUUGAAAAAUGAAGCUAGAUUAGAUAUAAUCGGAUGUUGAAAAAUGAAGCAAUUGAAUAUGAUUUUUUUUUAUCAUCCUCACAUGCAUAAUGAUAAUUGCUACAACUAAUGAGUUUUGUCGUAUAUUACUAGUUAUUGAUAUAUUGUUAAUCUUGAGGGUUAUUUAUUAAGGUGUGAUCACUGGUUGUAUAUAUAACAAAACUGUGCUUUUAAUUUGAUCUCAGACAAACCAAACCACCCCCUUUCACCUGCAAGUGUGAUCUCUUGUAAUCUCCUGCUCCUUGUAAUGGCCUUCUUCUCCCUCAUCUGGCACAUGUCUCUUGUUGUCCCAUGCCUUAUGAUGUCUGAAUCCCCCUAAUGAUGGUGAUCCUGUCCCCCCUGCCAACGAUCUUUAGCUCAGCAAUCUCGGCACUCUGUCACUUUCCCACUGUUUGACAAUCCCUUGAUUCCCCUCUACAUGAUGGAUCAUUCUGGUGAGUUUAAGUGAAAUAAUAUCCAAGUUAUGUUCCAUAAAAGGAACCAAAAUAUACAAAUUUGAAAUAGCAAUCUAUGGCCUCAGCAAAAUCUUUGAAUGUUUUACAAUAUUUUAUGAAGUAAUCACUUUGUUGGUUUAAAGUGCAACGAAACAGGUUUUCUGAUAUUUAUAUGAGAUAGAAUAAGUUUAAUAUGUUGAUGUUAUGCUCUGAUGGUGACGUGGAUGACAAUGCAAAAGCUAAAAGAAAUGGAAGCUGAGUCUUUCACUAAGUAUUUUAAUGCCAAAAUUCAUUUUUUUGACUGAAACUUGUUUAUAGAUUGAUUUUGGAAGUCUUGUGCAAAGACUAGAAUUUAAUAGUGUCAAGGUUGUAAAUACUAACUAACAAAUGCAAAAGGUAUGCAAGUGACCCGCUACUACAAAUAUGUGUAUUGUGAGUGCGUAUGCAAAGGCAUAUACAGUCAAAAUUUUAAUAAGAUUAUUUAUAUUGAUAAUAUGCUCAACAUAUAGAUGGCAAGGUUUACUUUUCACUAAUUUAGUCCGCAAUCAAUUUAAUAUAUGCCAACCUAGCAAUUCAUACUAUGCAAAAUAAGUUGUAUAGUUUAUACUAAUUAAUCAUAUAAUGAUUAACACACCAUCUGAAAUAUAACAAAAACAUAAGUAGCAUGCAUAUAAUCAAUAUAUUAAGUAUAAAUUAUCAAGACAAACAGAAGAUAUGCUAUAGAAAACUAAGACAUGUAGUAAUAUAUCAUUCGAUCAAUUGCAAGUAUAUGUCGUGUGACCUUUGUGCGGUCUAUCAGACCAUGCUACGAAGUCGCUAUAAAUGCUCACAACACAUCCCUUAUACUACAUCAUCAACGACAGAGAUGGUUAUUGCACAUGCACAAUAACAAAAGUAACACACUAUGUAAAAUAAUAGAGCUGCAUUCUACAACAAAACAAGGGAAAAUUACUCAAAACUCCCUAAUAACAAAUUAUUCUUCCUCUUCAAUCCCCAUGUCAGAAAAAGUUUAUUUCCACUCCCUGCAUGCAAUUUUUUCUUUGCUUCAACUCUCUAAUGCAUACCAAUUUAUCUAAUUGCCCUUCAUUUUUUAUAGGUACAAAAAGUUCAAAAUGAGAUAUAAUUCUUUUUAAAUUCAGCACAUUUACAUUAGAAUCUAGUAUAUUUUCUAUCAAAUUGAGCACGAUUUUUUCCCCGCCUACCAAUCGAUUGGGAGCUCAUAUCAAUCGAUUGACUUAGGCUUAAUCGAUUGGGUCAAUCGAUUCAGCUUAAGCCAAUUAAUGGUAUGAUUCCCCGAUUGGAUCAAUCGAUUCAGCUUAAGCCAAUUAAAUGGUAUGAUUCCCAAUCGAUUGAUUAGACGGAAAAAAAGUUGUGCUCAAUUUGAUAGAAAAUAGACUAGAUUCUAGUUUAAAUGUACUGAAUUUAGGAAGAAUUAUACUUUUGGACUUUUUUUACCUAAUAAAAAAUGAGGGCAAUUAGGUAAGUUAGUGUCCAUUAUGUUUGGUUAGGGAGUGAGAGCAAAUAUUUUCUGAUAUGGGAACUGAGGGUAAAGUUUAAGUUGUGGUUGGAGAUUUUAAGACCAUUUACUGACAAAACAACCCUCAUAAUUAUGAAGCUAGUUUAGAGAAUAGAACUCCACCUGUCCAUAAUUUGGCUGAAUUUUACCCAACUCAGACCCCUCUAGCUCCUUACCAACCAGCUUUGUGCUAGACUAAGACAUGCAUAAUCUGUUGUAAAUUACCAUAUUAGACACUUUUUGAUUUAAAGUGCGCCUCUUUGAAUUUUGACUUAAAAUAAAUCUUCCUCCCUCCAAUCUUAAAUAAAAGAAUCUAAUGGUUGAGCAUUAAUCCAACUUUCAACUUCAAUUGAUGAGGAUGUGGACGCAGGCAUCUUUUCCCAAGUAAAACAUAUGGUGAGAAACUUGCCUUAUAAAGUCACUCCUAGCAUCGUUCUUGAGUUCACAGAUCAAGCUGUGCUGCCUGUGCAUUUUGUAAUAUCAAAACAGGUGAUGAAUGUAUCAGGCAUUCAUCUGGAAUUUCUAUUUGUUAGAUAAUCCACACUCAUUAUAUCUCUGCAUACUAUAUUCCUGUAUUAGUAAUCAAGUAUUUGAUUACAGAAUAGAACUUUUAAUCUAUUCUUCCAUCUUUUUUUUCCGUGUCAUCUCCAUUCAUCUUAUGAUGUUUUUUUGGGUAAAAUUACCUAAAUGCAACAGUCCUCUUCCAGAAACAAUAAAAACAAACCUGUUUGCGUAGCUUAUGCAAGUCCUUAGAUUCCAUCUUUUUGUAGUUCAAUUUCUUGACUCAAUAUACCUACAAUGUUCCUGCCGUAGUGCCUCAUCUUGUUGUCCCUGAUGGUGUCUAUUUAGAA
Zingiber officinale is the source of this 4537-nucleotide messenger RNA. Its product is annotated as RNA polymerase II subunit 5-mediating protein homolog. The record is from RefSeq and is a predicted model, not a curated record. Gene Ontology annotation, biological process: negative regulation of phosphatase activity; negative regulation of transcription by RNA polymerase II. NCBI's taxonomy places the organism in Eukaryota, Viridiplantae, Streptophyta, Magnoliopsida, Zingiberales, Zingiberaceae. The coding region runs from base 131 to 1360 and encodes 409 amino acids. The transcript has 11 exons. Gene Ontology annotation, molecular function: transcription corepressor activity; phosphatase inhibitor activity; chromatin binding.